AUGUAUGAAGGCAAACACAUACACUUUUCUGAGGUUGACAAUAAGCCGUUGUGCUCGUACAGUCCCAAACUGUGCAAGCAGAGGCGACUCAACGGCUACGCCUUCUGUAUCCGGCACGUUCUGGAAGACAAGACCGCCCCCUUCAAGCAAUGUGAAUAUGUGGCCAAGUACAACAGCCAACGUUGCACCAACCCCAUCCCCAAAUCUGAGGACCGCAGGUACUGCAACAGUCACCUACAGGUUCUCGGGUUUAUCCCGAAAAAGGAGAGGAAGAAAAAGAAUGAUCCAACAGAAGAGGUGAAAGUUCGGCACCAGAUGGACUCCAUGGCUUUCAGUCUGACGGUUCCCCCGCUGGCCUUGAAGAUGCCCAACGGACUGGAUGGGAUGUCCCUCUCUCCGCCGGGGGCUCGACUUCCUCUGCACUACCUGGAUGCGGAUUUGGAAGACCCUUUUGCUUUCAACGAGGAAGACGAGGAUCUCAAGAAAGGGGUGACCGUGAAGAAGAAGCUGCAGAGCAAGCUAGCCCAAAACCGACAGCGCCAGAAAGAAACGGAGAUCCUGCGAGUUCGCCAAGAGCACUUUAGCCCCCUUCCUGCACCUCCGCAGCAGCCUCUGCAGCCGCCGACGCAGCCGACGCACUCCCAUCUCCCACCUUUACCAACCGCUUUAAAGCCAGCAGGGCUGCCGCAGGGCUUAGUCUGCAAGUCACCUCAACCUCAGAACACCAGCCUACCAAUGCAGGGAGUGGCGCCCACCACACACACUAUAGCACAAACCAGGCAGCUGUCGAACAAGAGACCCCUGCCUCUCCCGCCCCCGGUCAGGGGUCCCGCCCCCGCCCCACCCCGGGCCGACAGGAUCCUCAUGAAAGCCACCGCCUUCUUGCCACACUCAUCCUGUAUGAGCCGGCUACAGAGACUGGUGAAACUGUGCACUCAGAAACAGCAGCUGGACGCUGAUCUGUUUCCACAUUUAGGGUUGGACUGGUCUGAAGACAGUGGUGAAGAAUGGGAGGAAUGGGAGCAAAGUUCACCGUACCAGGUUGCGUGGUCUAUCCGAGAAGCCCUCAGAUACGAAAGGAGUCAGUUGGACGACAACAGCGAUGCCAGCGGCAGGCGUUCUCGCAUUUCCCAACUUUGCACUUACUUCCAGCAGAAAUAUAAGCACCUCUGCCGCCUGGAGCGAGCGGAAUCGCGUCAAAGGAAAUGCCAACAUACGUUCCGGAAAGCAUUGCUGCGGGCAGCCAGCAGAGAGCCGGAAUGCGCUGGACAGUUGAUGCGAGAACUCCGAAGAGCUUCGUGUGGUCGGACCAGUACGAGCGAAGUGAAGCAGAGGGAUGCGUCGCCGUGUACGGGAACCACGAAGGGUGAACCAUGCACCAGUCUUCCAUUCACAAAACAUUGCUUUCAGCAUAUCCUCUUGAACCGUUCGCAGCAGCUGUUCUCGAGCUGCACAGCCAAGUUUGCCGAUGGACAGCAGUGCUCGGUGCCAGUUUUAGACGUUACGCAUCAGACCCCCCUGUGUGAAGAACACGCCAAAAAAAUGGAUAGCUUCUUGCGCGGAGACAGCUCUCGCAAAGUCCAGCACCAGCAGCAGAGGAAGCCCAGGAAAAAAACAAAGCCACCUGCACUCACCAAAAAACACAAGAAGAAGAGAAGGCGGGGGCCACGGCGACCCCAAAAACCGAUUCCUCCUGCUGUGCCCCAAGGAAACCUCAGUAUGCCCACCAGCGUCUCACUGCCAAUGGAGAUCUCCCAUAUACGGAGCCCCUCCACACCGGAGCUGAGUACGGACGAGCUGCCAGAUGACAUCGCCAAUGAAAUCACAGACAUUCCACAUGACCUCGAGCUGAACCAGGAGGACUUCUCUGACGUCCUUCCGAGGCUGCCUGACGACUUGCAAGACUUUGAUUUUUUUGAAGGUAAAAACGGAGAUCUCCUUCCAACUACCGAAGAAGCAGAGGAGCUGGAGCGGGCCCUGCAGGCGGUAACUUCUCUUGAGUGCCUGAGUACUAUCGGAGUACUCACACAGACUGACGGCGUGCCUGUUCAGGAGCUCUCGGACAGAGGGAUAGGGGUGUUCUCUACGGGCGUGGGGACUCCAGGGAUUCAGUCCUUGAGCCGAGAAGUCAACGCGGAUCUUGGCGAGCUGCUCAACGGGCGCAUAGUCCACGAUGAUAAUUUCUCUAGCCUGGAUCUGGACGACAGCUUGCUCCGUUCUGCUACCUUAUCCAAUCCACCGACGCCCCUGUCAGGGCAGAUUCAGGGGCAAUUCUCCGCCCCAGCCAACGUUGGCCUUACUUCUGCCACUCUGAUAAGCCAGAGUGGGCUUGGGGAGAGAGACUUCCCAGGACAGUUCCAAGGACUUCAUGAUGGCAGCCAUGCCUCCCAGAGGCCACACCCUGCCCAGCUGCUAAGCAAGGCAGAUGACCUAAUCACCUCACGACAGCAAUACAGCAGUGACCAUUCACACUCCUCACCCCACGGAAGCCAUUACGACAGUGAGCACGUGCCGUCUCCCUACAGCGACCACAUCACGUCCCCCCACGCCGCCUCCUACUCUGGCGAUAACUUGGCAGCUACUUUUUCCACGGAGAUGCCCAUCAUAGCACAGCACUUGCUACCAUCGCAGCUCGAGGUGCCGCUCAGCGGGGUGGUGAACCCCAGAACUCACUGGGGGAGCCUCCCCGUCAGCCUCAGUGACCCUUCUCCGUUCAGCAAUCUCCUCGGCGCGGACGGGCACCUCCUUUCCACCUCCUUGUCCACGCCGCCUACCACGUCGCACUCAGAGACCACACAGCCUGCCUUCGCCACCGUGACCCCCAACAGUUCCAGUGUGCUCCCAGGGUUACCGCAGACCAGUUUCAGUGGCAUGGGGGCUGCGUCUUCUGAACUCAUGGCCUCCACCUCCCCCAAGCAGCAGCUCCCGCAGUUCAGCGCUGCCUUUGGCCAUCAACUGAGCUCACACAGUGGCAUUCCCAAGGACCUGCAGCCCAGCCACAGUUCCAUAGCGCCCCCUACGGGAUUCACAGUAACAGGUGCCACAGCUACUAGUACCAAUAAUGGAUCUGCUCCCUUCACCACCUCCAGUUGA
Molecule: messenger RNA, 3093 nt
Organism: Gekko japonicus
Lineage: Eukaryota; Metazoa; Chordata; Lepidosauria; Squamata; Gekkonidae
Gene: INO80D
Product: INO80 complex subunit D
Exons: 9
Coding region: 1-3093 (1030 amino acids)
Cellular component (GO): nucleus
Source: RefSeq, a predicted model, not a curated record